Molecule: messenger RNA, 2694 nt
Organism: Pyricularia pennisetigena
Lineage: Eukaryota; Fungi; Ascomycota; Sordariomycetes; Magnaporthales; Pyriculariaceae
Exons: 4
Coding region: 1-2694 (897 amino acids)
Biological process (GO): positive regulation of transcription by RNA polymerase II
Cellular component (GO): nucleus
Molecular function (GO): transcription cis-regulatory region binding; DNA-binding transcription factor activity, RNA polymerase II-specific; zinc ion binding
Source: RefSeq, a predicted model, not a curated record
AUGGCUUCCCGCAGCGGCAGUAUCGACAUGACGGUGACGGACGGCAAGUGGACGGAGCUUGGCGGCGCCAUCGCGUCUGUCCCAUGUUGGACAUGCCGUCGCCGUCGCCUCAGGUGUGACAGUCGAAUGCCGUCCUGUGCAAAGUGCACAAAGGCGGGGAUUCAGUGCCUAGGUUACAGGCCCGAAAAGCCACUCGUGUGGGUAGGCCUCGGCCGUCGGGGCCACAAGAAGCUCUCCACGGUGAUGACGCCGGCAUCCAUGGCGGCGGCGGCGGCGGCGGCGGCGUCUUCAAAAAGAAGUGCAGAAUCUUCAGCCUCUCCAGAAGAACAUACCCGAGAAUCGACCAACAGUCCAGAUACUAAGGAAUCGCCAGUCUCGCCCGAGUCGACUUCGGAUCAUGGCGAUAUCGAAGGGCUGGAUGCUGACGCUGGCACUUUUGGUGCGGAGUCGUCGACGAGACCACAACAGUCGUCUUCGUCAUCGUCGGACGUGGUGGCUUUGAGGAAACAGUUUGCCGAGACGGCCUUGUCGACGCUCAACUUCGCCCUUCCACAAUCGACACUCCAACAUCCUGUGCUCGUUAACCGGGAUCCCCGGUCUGCUUUUUACAUAGACUAUUACCUCGAGCGCUGCUGCCCCGAGUGCACCCUCUACUUCGAGGACAGCACGAACCCGUACAAGCAGUUCAUCCAGCUGAGCAUCGGCGGCAGCCUGAUGCACCACGUCGUGGUGGCUCUGGCGGCACACCACCUUGCCGGAAGCACGACGCCACUGGGCCUUCCCAACUCUGCGUCCAAGCACUACCCAGACGCCCUUGUGCAUAAGAACAAGGCGAUGCGGCAUUUGCGUUCGGCUCUCAUGUCAGGCGACAACAGCGACGCCGUCGUCGCCGCCUGCCUCCUGCUCAUCUGGGUCGAAUUGCUGGAGAGCGGGCUCAGCGUUUGGCGUUAUCACCUCGACGGGAUGAUUGGGCUGCUGAGCGCCAGGAAGGCCAUAGACGAGGCGGCAAACGGGGGUCCAGUGCAACCAGGGAGCCAGUCGUCGACCAAGGUGUCAAGUCCAAAAAAGACUGCCUUUUGGAGCUUCCACAACUACUUUGAGGAGUGCUGCCUAGUAUUACACACGUUCGGCUCGACGCUUAGCUCCAACAAGCGCGACCUCUCACAACUCUUUGGCUUGCAAGAGCUGGACAGGAUUCUGGACCGCGCCGAGUCCCGCUCCUGGACGGGCUGCCCCUCUGAUCUGCUCAAGACCCUCUGCCGAAUCAACUCGCUCUGCUCCGCGGCGGCGCGGGGAGGCGCACCACAACCCGACUACGCCAGCGAGCUCCUCUCCCGACUCGAGACGUUUUCGAGCGCGCAGUGGGCGGCCAACUUCCGCGACCCGGCCCAGGUCCCCAACCGAAACCACCUCGCAAACGCCUACCAGGGGGCAAUCUACAUCUACGCUCGGCGGGCGCUGCGCUGGCAUCUGGGCGGGGCCGAGGACGACGACGAGCGGCUGGGGCGGACGGCGCACAUCGUGGCGGCGGAGCACCUGGACCACAUCGCGUCCGACGACGUGCACUUCAAGGGCAUCCUGUGGCCGGCCUUUGUGGCGGGCGCCGAGGCCAGGACCAACGCCGACAGGGGCAUCAUCCGCCGCAUCCUGUGCGACAUGUACGGCCUGCUGCACGUGCGGAGCGUGCGUCGGGCCAUCGAGCUGCUGGAGCAGAUGUGGGCGGCCAGGACGCCCGGUGGUGUUGGUGGGGAUGGCUGCGUCGUCGCCCUCCACGACGAGUUUGGAGUCAGCGGGGAAGACAUUGUCGUCAUCGAUGACCCAGGCGGUUGUGGGGUCGCGGGGAAGUCUUGGCUCGAGGAGAUGUAUGAAGCUCUGUUGCUGCUGUUGCUGCUGCACGCCACUGCAGCAACGGCGCUCGACAUCCUCGUCCCUCUGUACAUCUACCCGAGCACAGCCUGGAACGACAAUGCGUCCGAGUGGCAAUCGCUGCUGAGCACGAUCCGGGCCCACCGCACCGUGACCUUUGACGUCAUCGUCAACGCCGACUCGGGCCCCGGAGCCGACCUGGCCGACGUCAACUACGCCGCGGGCAUCAGCCUCCUGAACGCCCAGUCAAACGUCCGCACCCUCGCCUACGUGCACUGCGACUACGGCCGCAUCGCCACCGACGCCGUGGUUGCCAACGUCACGCGCUGGAGGUCCAUCGGCGGCGGGGCCGGCCUGGACGGCGUCUUUUUUGACGAGACACCCAACCUCCACGACUGGUCCAGCCUCUGCUCCGAGCAAGCUGGGUGCACGACGGCACAGUACAUGUCGCACCUGGCGCGGCGGACGAGGGCGGCCGGGUACGGGCGUCUCGUCUACAACGUCGGGCAGGAGGUGGCGCAGGCCAACGAGGCGGCUUACCUGCGGGACGCGGAUCAGAUCAUCGCGUUUGAGCAGUCCUGGGGGGUGUACAAGACGACGCAGCCGUUGGCCGGCGGGUUGCCGGGGUCCGGAGCAGGCGCCGUGGGCAAGAGCAACAUCAUGGUGCACCACUUUGACGGCACGCUGGGGGAGCUCGAGGCAGAGGUCAGGAGGAUCGCGGCGGAGCCGAGGGUUGGGUCGGUCUGGUUCACGACGGUCGAGUAUCAGACGUACAACACGCCGCCGGCGAGCGUCGAGAACCUGGCGAGGAUUAUCGAGACGCUGUGA